This is a messenger RNA of Condylura cristata (star-nosed mole), 2782 nucleotides long. RefSeq names its product solute carrier family 10 (sodium/bile acid cotransporter), member 6 (gene SLC10A6). Gene Ontology annotation, cellular component: membrane. Gene Ontology annotation, molecular function: bile acid:sodium symporter activity. The record is from RefSeq and is a predicted model, not a curated record. Gene Ontology annotation, biological process: bile acid and bile salt transport. Bases 251 to 1339 code for a protein of 362 amino acids. Lineage: Eukaryota; Metazoa; Chordata; Mammalia; Eulipotyphla; Talpidae. The transcript is spliced from 6 exons.
AAGAACACCAGUGGAAAGCCUUACUUACCACCACCGUUUAUUAUGUGUUUCAUGUGCAUGAUAAUUACUUUUAUAAUGCCACUCAUGAAUAAAUUGAUCAGAUUAGGGUGAAUCACCUGGCUGGCCAAUAGCUAUUGGAACAAUUCUCUGCGCGUGACUUUGUUGCAUUAUUACAAAACGUGGCAGGAUCGACCUGCCCAGCCGUCACAGCAGAUGUGCAUUCGUAACGCUGCCUCAAGGAGAUGAGGAGAUGAGAGCAAAUUGUUCCAGCAGCUCAGCCUGCCCUGCCAACAGUUCAGAAGAGGAGCUGCCAGUGGGGCUGGACGCACAUGGGAACCUGGAACUUGUCUUCACAGUGGUGUCGGCCGUGAUGAUGGGCCUGCUCAUGUUCUCGUUGGGAUGCUCCGUGGAGGUCCGAAAGCUGUGGGCGCAUGUCAGGAGACCCUGGGGCAUUGCUGUGGGACUGCUCUGCCAGUUUGGGCUCAUGCCUCUUACAGCUUAUCUCCUGGCCAUCAGCUUCUCUCUGAAACCAGUCCAAGCUGUUGCUGUUCUUAUCAUGGGGUGCUGUCCAGGAGGAACCAUCUCUAACAUUUUCACCUUCUGGGUUGACGGAGAUAUGGAUCUCAGCAUCAGUAUGACAACCUGCUCCACAGUGGCUGCGCUGGGGUUGAUGCCACUCUGCCUGUAUCUCUACACUUGGUCCUGGAAACUUGAGCAGAACCUCACCAUUCCGUAUCAGAAUAUAGGAAUUACCCUUGCGUGCUUGAUUGUUCCUGUGGCCUUUGGCAUCUGUGUGAAUUACAGGUGGCCAAAACAAUCCAAAAUCAUCCUCAAGAUUGGGGCCUUUGUUGGUGGGGUCCUCCUUGUGGUGGUUGCAGUUGCUGGUAUGGUGCUGGCGAAAGGAUCUUGGAAUUCAGACUUCACCCUUCUGACCAUCAGUUUCAUCUUUCCUUUGAUUGGCCAUGUCACGGGUUUUCUGCUGGCACUCCUUGCCCACCAGUCUUGGCAGAGGUGUAGGACAAUUUCCUUAGAAACUGGAGCUCAGAACAUUCAGAUGUGUGUCACCAUGCUUCAGCUGUCUUUCACUGCCAAGCAGUUGGUCCAGAUGCUUACUUUCCCGUUGGCCUAUGGACUCUUCCAACUGCUGGAUGGAUUUCUUAUUGUUGCAGCAUAUCAGCUGUACAAGAGGAGAGGGAAGAACAAACACAGAAAAGAGAACCCAGAGUUUACAGAAGCCUGCCACAAGACGUCCACUUCUCCCAAAGAGACGCGUGCCUUCUUGGAGGUGAAUGAAGAAGCUGGUGUAACUCCUAGGCGAUCAGGACCACAGGACUCUUGAACCAGCGGGCCACAUCUCUGCAUGUAUACAGCAGAGGCCUGUUGGUGUCCCCUACCCAUCCUGCUCAGCGGCCAGUAAAGAAACUGCAGAGCUGACGUGUGAAUGGCAUUGGCAGUGCUUGUGGAAUAUUUGAGUGCUAGAUGUUAGAAUAUUUAUAUUUUUGUUGGAUUGUGAAUGGGAUAGGUAUCCCUUUUUGAGGAUGUAUUCUGCUGAUUUCAGAGAGUAUUUUGAGGGGUUCACACAGCAUAUUUACUAAGUGCUAUGUGUCUCCUUGUCUUCCCACACAGUGAAGAGCAACCCCCCAUGGUAAUGUGGGAGUGAUGAGUCCAGAGGGCUGUCACCUUGUUCUUCAGGGCGAAGGCAGAGUCUAGACCUACUUGACUUCUGACUUAGCAGUACUGGGGAGGAAACAGCUCUUACAGAAAUGGGGUCCUUUCUCAAGUGAGAUUAUUUAUGUGCUUCAACAUCUUUUUGUGUUGUACAUUUAAUACAAAUUUAGAGGAAUGCAAUGAACACAUGAGGUUAAAAGGUGAAUGUCUAUAUUUUUACUCCUUAGGGUAGGCACACUGAUACCCUGCUAACAUUUGUUUAUAGGUUUAUCUCUUAAAAAACAUUGAGCACAUCCCAUCUGUGCUGUUUGAUAAGUCACUGAAUCAUGUAUUAUGGAACAUCUUUAUGUGUCAGUCUGUGUCCACGGAUCUCAUUCUUUAGAACAGUGGCUGCAUGGGAGAGCAUUCUAUGCCAUGGAAGGACUGUGAUAUACUAAGCAUUCCUUAUUCCUAGAUAUUUAGUUUGCAACAUGUAGAUUUUAGAGAGCUGCUACAAACACCCGCGUGCCUGUGCAAGCAUGUCUGUGGGAUCACUUCCUGCAACAUGAAGUGCCAGGCCCAUUGCACACUAAAAACCUGGACAGGCUGUCUUCGGGCUCUGUCACGUGCAGUGGCACUGGCGGGCCUGGCUUCCCGGCCACCCAAAGAAUGGCCAGUUCCAAUUUGUGAAACUAUCUCAUUGAAGACUACAUUUAAAAAAUGAUGAAGUAUUUUUUUAUGAGCACCUGUCUAUUCAUGUCUUUGACGACUUUUCUAUUGCUUUUUCUUUUUGUCUUACAAAAUUUAACACAUUGGGGAUAGUGAUUUGCUAACAUUUGAUGUACCUAUGUACCUUAUCUUUUGUUUUUCUGUAAUGUCUAUCAUAUGCAAGUUUUAAAUAUAUAUUUUUACAUAUUGUUACUUGUCUUGAGAAUGUUUUGUGACCUUAAUAGCUGUCAAAUUUUAGAAUAUUUAUAUUUUUGUAUGAAUUGUGAUUUGUGAUAGGCACACUCUUUGAGAAUGUAUUUGACCUCUUUUCAGGAAGUUCUUUUUGGGGAUUUAUACAACUUAUUUCCUGUCACAUGUAUUUUGUGUUCCUGUGCAAUAAACAGUACCUGGCAGUAGGUGAAAUUUA